Molecule: messenger RNA, 1053 nt
Organism: Aspergillus pseudonomiae
Lineage: Eukaryota; Fungi; Ascomycota; Eurotiomycetes; Eurotiales; Aspergillaceae
Product: putative oligosaccharyl transferase subunit Dad1
Exons: 3
Coding region: 483-938 (151 amino acids)
Biological process (GO): protein N-linked glycosylation
Cellular component (GO): membrane; oligosaccharyltransferase complex
Source: RefSeq, a predicted model, not a curated record
CUAUAAUGCGAACGCCUCCCACCUCUGCCUCUUGAUUUGGUUCACAUCACGACAAAACUCUCCAAUCUUAAUGAUAUACGAUCUACGACAUACGACUGCGUGGUGCUUCUGUCCAGUUGAUCUGGAUUUUAUGGGGUUACACGCUCUAUAAAAUGGUAGCUUGCGGUCUAUUAUUCCCUGUAUUAUAGUGCAAUGUAUAGUAUGCCACAUGGAACCCAUGGACUACAAAAUGAGACCUAUACUUUCCAAAGACAAAUAGCCACCUCUCUCUAAAAAUUAACCCCUAUAAUACACUUAUUCUCCCUACCUUUCUACUAUCUUACGCCGUAGUACGCGGCCCAGACUAUAGAUCACGUGAUGGACGCCGGAACCAAUGCCGCGGCCAGAGUGUACAGUACUGUACACAGUAGCUUCAUCAGCACCUCCGACAACGCCAACAAUUCGCUCCUCGCGCGAGAAACAUACACACCACCCACGCCGCCAUGCCUCCGAAACGCACCGCCGCCGCCACGGCGACUCCCACCGCGACCAAAUCCCUCUCGUCCGGCCCCAAGACCCUCACAGCCAACUCCUCCGUCUCGGACAUCAUCCACCAUGUGUGGCAGCAGUACGUGGCGACCACGCCGCAACGAACAAUGCUCCUGGACGUCUUCAUGGCAUUCCUGGUUCUUGUCGGGGGCAUCCAAUUCAUCUACUGUGUUGUAGCGGGCAACUAUCCCUUCAAUGCCUUCCUGAGCGGUUUCUGCGCCGCCGUUGGCCAGUUCGUGCUCACAGCCAGCUUGCGCAUGCAGACGAGUUCCUCUCCUUCCCAGGGUUCCGGUAAGACGAGCGCGAAGGGCGGGAAGAGUGCCGAUGGGGUUUCGCAUGAGAGGGCGUUCGCGGAUUAUAUCUUUGGGAGUUUGAUCUUGCAUUUCUUCUGUAUUAAUUUUAUUAACUGAUUGCGUUGCGGCCCUUGUUUUUGUAUGUAUGGCAUGCUGUGGUGGUUGCUUGCUUGCUUGUGGAGGAGGUUAGGUAGUUUCCCUGGUGGAUUCUCUUGGUGUCUAUUAUUAUGGU